Molecule: messenger RNA, 420 nt
Organism: Effrenium voratum
Lineage: Eukaryota; Dinophyceae; Suessiales; Symbiodiniaceae
Source: the annotation of a GenBank genome assembly
AUGGCAGGUGCGACUGCGACUCUGGUGGGGCACCCGCUGGAUACCGUAAAGACUUUCAUGCAGACCGAGCAGCUCUCCGGGCGCGACAAGGCCUCCACGGUGCAGACCGCGGCCAGCAUCGCGCGGGUGGGCCCUGUGACCUUCUACCGCGGUGCCGUGCCAGUGCUGGCCGGUGCGCUGCUCUUCCGGUCGCUGCCCUUCACGGUCUACUCAGGCACCUACAGCGCUUUGCCACACUCCAUGGGCGAAAGUGAUCGUGUCUUGCUGUCCGGCAUCGCAGCCGCGCUGGGCCGCACUAUCGUGGAGAGCCCUUGCGAAGCGCUCAAGACGCAGAAGCAGGUUUGGGACAGAGGCUACUUGGAAACUAUCCGAGCAGGCCACAUGUGGCAAGGCCGGCCCAAUCCAGAGGUCACGAAGUAA